AGUGCUGCGCGGUGUGACGCAAUUAAGACGCGCGGGUCCCGUGUAAACAAUGGAAGACCGUUCGCGCGCCGGUGUUCAAAAUAAACCGAAUUACGCGCAAAACGCCGUUUGUCCAACUAAUACUCGACGCUGACGACACGCUGAUGAAAAACGCCGUUUCUAGGUUUCAUGUUUGAGAAAGUACGUCACCGCAGAGACGCGCGCGAAAAGCCUCGACGAAGGCGUCCGGCUGGAUUCAAGCGCACCGAAACCCGCAAGAAGCUGGUGAAAUAAAAGCGGUUUACUGUCCGUCCUCUCCCGCACGUGUCCGGCGAAACACACCACACCACAGAAAUGAGUAAACGAGAAGACGACGGAUGCGGCAGAAAACGGAAGACCGACGCUGGGUGUAAACCGGAGGACCGCGCGAAUCCGGAUUCAGCCGUCAUAGCUGCUUUCAAAGUUUUCCAGCAAGAACUCGACACCAAGCACGAUAAAUACGAGCGUCUGGUGAAGAUCAGCGAUAUCACCAUCGAGAGCAAACGGACCAUAUUCCUCCUGCACAGAGUCACCAGUCGCCCGGACGCCGAGGAGAUCCUCACCGAGGCUGACGUCAAACUGGAUGCAGUGAGGCAGAAGAUCGGGCUGAUCGCAGAAGAACUGAAAGGAGAAGAUUUACACCAGUUUCACCGGGCGUUUACUCCAGGCAUUCAGGAGUACGUUGAGGCCGUGUCCUUCCAUCACUUCAUCAGACAUCGCUCCCUGAUCAGCCUGGAAGAAAUCAACGCUCGCCUGGUCUUCAUGAGAGACAAUAAGGGUGAAGGCGAGGUCACAUGCACAGGCCCGAGUGUAUUAACCUUCCAGAUAACGCCGACCGACUACCUGCUGGGCGUCGCCGACCUCACGGGUGAACUGAUGCGCAUGUGCAUAAGCAGCGUGGGCAACGGAGACAUAGACACGCCCUUCCAGCUCAGCGGCUUCCUGCGGGAAAUCCACGACGGCUUCUCCUACAUCGGGAACACGGGGCCCUACGAGGUGUCCAAGAAACUGCACACGCUGCGGCAGAGCCUGGGGAAGGUGGAGGACGCGUGCUACACCCUGCGCGUGCGCGGAUCCGAGAUUCCCAAACACAUGCUGGCCGAUGUGUUCGCCAGCAGGGCGGCGACGCACCUGGACCCGGAGGAGCCCAUGGUGUGAGACGCGUCUCCUUCCCUGCGUAUGUCGGACUUUGCUAUCUUCGUUUCAAUGGUUGCAUGUUGUUAACGCGUCUAGUUCUUUAGUUUUGAGCUGGUGCAUUUCAUACGCAUUGCUAAAUGGUUAACUGAUCUCGUUCCUUCUAAUCUUCCUGAAAGUUAUAAACGUGUUUACCAUUAUUUUGAAAUCAAACAGCCUCAGAGCUGUCAAUAAAACUCUUUUUUGGUACAAACGGCUCCAUCUCAGCAGAUCACUUUAGGGAGACCACCAUAUUAUAGGAGAGACUCAUGUAUUUCUUAAACACCCCAUUUAAUUGAUUUUACCCAGCUGUACUCAUUUUGUCGUAUUCAUUUAUUUUUAAUCAAGAAUAAAGUUUUUCCAGAGAUGGUAAUGACAAUGAG
Molecule: messenger RNA, 1574 nt
Organism: Puntigrus tetrazona (Sumatra barb)
Lineage: Eukaryota; Metazoa; Chordata; Actinopteri; Cypriniformes; Cyprinidae
Product: translin-associated protein X-like
Cellular component (GO): cytoplasm; nucleus
Molecular function (GO): RNA endonuclease activity; RNA binding; sequence-specific DNA binding
Source: RefSeq, a predicted model, not a curated record